AUGCUUCAUCAUCCUCCUGUGAGAAGAACCCUCGGUUCCUCACAGCUCCUGGCCAUUGCUGCUGCCCUCUCCUCUCUCCUGAGCUUCGCAACCUUCCCUGCCAUUUCGGUCGCUCAAACAGCUCCAAACAAUGGCUCCAGCACUGACCUCCAAGCCCUCCUCUGCCUCAAGCUCCAUCUCUCCAGCACUGCCACUGCCGGCUCCCUAGCGUCAUGGAGGACGAGGAACGAUUCUUCUCUCGAUUUCUGCAGCUGGCCAGGCGUUUCUUGCAGCAAGACGCAGCCAUCCCGCGUCGCUGCGCUGGACCUCGAGUCGUCAGGCCUCGAUGGCCGGCUACCACCCUGCGUCGCCAACCUCACUUCUCUCACAAGAAUUCACCUUCCGAACAACCAGCUCGGCGGCCAGAUUCCACCGGAGAUCGGGCAGCUAACCAUGCUGAGCUAUCUCAACCUCAGCUCGAACAAGUUCAGCGGUAUGAUCCUGGAAACUCUGUCUUCUCCCAACCUCCGGGCGGUUGAUCUUGGCAGAAACUCCCUGCAAGGUGACAUCCCACCGAACCUGAGCAGAUGCUCGGGCCUCGAGAAACUGAACCUAGAGUCUAACAUGAUCACUGGAGGCAUCCCAGAAGGGCUGGGCAUGCUUCGCAAUCUCUCGGUUCUGCGUCUCGCUGACAACAGCCUGACAGGGAAGAUCCCUCUCUCACUUGGAAGCACCAAUUCCCUUGUCUACGUACAGAUCACAAACAACAGCCUCACAGGGCCUGUUCCUUCUGCUCUUGCUGAAUGCUCAUUGCUUCAGGUGCUGGACCUGACAAAGAACAAUCUCAGUGGAGAGAUUCCUCCUGCACUGUUCAACAGCACGUCGCUUCUGAGAUUGUCGUUAGGAAAGAACAACUUUGAUGGGCCCAUACCGGCCUUUUCAAAUGUUGACCCUCCCCUACAAUAUCUUAGGUUGUCAGAGAACAAUCUUGGAGGAACCAUACCAUCCUCUCUGGAGAAUUAUUCUUCCCUUCGCUGGCUAUUGCUUCAAGGUAACUACUUUGUAGGCAGCAUUCCGGUGAGUCUAGGCAGCAUUCCAAAUCUGCAAGUGCUGGACUUGUCCUACAAUUUUGAGUUGGCAGGCACUGUUCCAGCUACUAUAUUCAACAUUUCAUCACUCACAUAUCUCAAUUUAGCAGUCAACAAUUUCACUGGGGACAUUCCAUCUGACGCCGGACACACCCUUCAAAGCAUUCGAUCUCUGAAUUUUCAAGAAAACCAAUUGCAAGGCCCAAUCCCUCCUUCUCUAGCCAAUGCCACUAAUCUUCAGUACCUUAACCUAGGGGCUAACGCAUUUAGUGGCACUGUGCCUUCCUUUGGGUCCCUUGCUAACUUAACCACACUGAUUUUGGCCAGUAAUCAGCUUGAAGCUGGAGAUUGGUCAUUUUUUUCCUCUUUGACAAAUUGCACACAAUUGAACAUAUUGUCUUUGUGGAAAAACAAAAUGCAAGGAAACCUGCCUAGUUCAGUUGGUAGUCUUGCAAACAGCCUAGAGGUUUUGUUCAUGAGAGAAAAUAAGAUAUCUGGAACCAUACCUGCAGAGAUAGGUAAACUCAGAAACCUCAGGUUUCUUAGAAUGGAGCAUAACCUUUUUGAAGGAAAUAUCCCUGGCUCACUUGGAGAUCUUACAAAAUUGGGUGAGUUGAGCUUAUCCAACAACAAACUUUCUGGACAAAUUCCAAUGUCAAUCGGUAAACUCCAUCAGUUGACAGAGCUUGAUUUGCAAGAGAACAAUUUGAGUGGACCAAUCCCGAGAUCUAUAGGUGACUGCAAAAGUUUAAACACUCUGAACCUCUCAUAUAACAGCUUGAAUGGGAGCAUACCAAAAGAGCUUUUUUCUCUCUACUCCCUUACAAGAGGUUUGGAUUUGUCUCACAACCAGCUUUCUGGACAGAUCCUUCAGGAGAUUGGUAACUUGAUCAAUGUUGGCUAUCUAAAUUUUUCGAACAAUCGUCUGUUUGGAUUAAUUCCCAACAAUCUAGGUUCCUGUGUCCACUUAGAGUCCCUUCACAUGGAAGGUAACUUUCUUGAUGGGAGAAUUCCAAAUUCUUUCAUCAACUUGAAAAGUAUUAGUGAGAUUGACCUCUCCCGGAACAACUUGAGUGGUGAGAUUCCUGAGUUUUUUCAGUCCUUCAAUUCUUUGAAGCUCCUCAACUUGUCCUUCAACAAUCUUGAGGGUCAAAUGCCAACAGGAGGGAUAUUUCAGAAUUCAAGCGAGGUAUUUGUCCAAGGAAAUAGUAUGCUAUGUUCCAAUUCCCCAAAGCUACAUCUGCCACUUUGCUCUGGAUCUACAUCCAAGCACCGACGCACUUCUCGCGAUCUAAAGAUAGUUGGUCUAAGUGUGGCUCUGGCUUUGAUCUCCUUGUCAUGUGUGAUUCUUAUUGUUUUCAAGAGGCGUAAGCGAACCAAGCAAUCAGAUCAUCUAUCAUGCAAGGAGUGGAAGAAAUUCUCAUAUUCUGAUUUAGUGAAAGCAACAAAUGGUUUCUCCUCAGACAACUUGGUUGGAUCAGGCGCCUAUGGAUCUGUCUACAAAGGUGUGCUUGAGUCUAAACCACAUACAAUUGCUAUCAAGGUUUUCAAGCUUGAUCAGCUAGGAGCACCAAAGAGCUUCCUUGCUGAGUGUGAGGCCUUCAGAAACACUCGUCACCGUAACCUUGUAAGGGUGAUUUCUGCAUGCUCAACAUGGGAUCAUAAUGGCAAUGAUUUCAAGGCUCUUAUAGUUGAGUACAUGGCAAAUGGUAACCUGGAAGGCUUGCUUUAUUCCAAAAUGGGAAGAACGUUGAGUUUGGGCGCCAGAAUAUCAAUUGCAGCUGACAUAGCUUCUGCAUUGGAUUAUCUUCACAACCGUUGCACGCCGCCUAUAGUCCAUUGCGAUUUGAAGCCCAACAACAUUCUUCUAGAUGAUCUCAUGGGUGGCCGUCUUGGUGACUUUGGGUUAUCCAAGUUUCUUCACAGUUAUAGUUCUUCGAGCAUUACUAGUUCUACAAGCUUAGCAGGACCAAGAGGAUCAAUUGGAUACAUUGCACCAGAGUAUGGAUUUGGGAGUAAAAUCUCAACAGAGGGUGAUGUCUAUAGCUAUGGAAUUAUCAUCCUAGAAAUGCUCACUAGGAAACGUCCAACGGAUGAGAUGUUCAGCAAUGGUCUGAGCCUUCACACAUAUGUGGGAAAUGCAUUUCCCCAACAGAUCGGUGAGGUUCUUGAUCCUGAUAUCGUUCCAAAUCUUGAAGAUGAACACAUGGUCAAACAAUUAGACUGCGAAAACGAUGCGACAGAGGGAGCGCUGAGCUGCAUUACGCAGCUUGUGAAGCUGGGCCUAUCAUGCUCCGUGGAGACACCAAAAGAUCGACCAACAAUGCUGGAUGUUUACGCCGAGAUCACGAGAAUCAAGCAAGCAUUUUUGGCACUACAUGGUUGAGGAAAAUGAUAGUUGUUUCUGUUGUCCACAUAUCUCUGAUGCAUUAUAGGUUUGUUGCGUAGGCCUAUUUUUUUCAACUGACUGAAAGAAAUCUAGAAUUUUUGUCCUCUUUUCGUUGUUUGUGAAUUUCAUAUCCCACAAAGAAAGUCGAGUUUGAUGUUAAAUUUUUGAGUAUAUUGCACUCCCAGUGCGUAAACUUGCAUUGUGCGGUGGGUAUAAAUUGAUACAACUUGCAAAGAACUUAUU
Messenger RNA from Oryza brachyantha (malo sina), 3699 nucleotides. Its product is annotated as receptor kinase-like protein Xa21. The record is from RefSeq and is a predicted model, not a curated record. The transcript is spliced from 2 exons. Gene Ontology annotation, biological process: protein phosphorylation. The coding region runs from base 1 to 3453 and encodes 1150 amino acids. Lineage: Eukaryota; Viridiplantae; Streptophyta; Magnoliopsida; Poales; Poaceae. Gene Ontology annotation, molecular function: protein binding; protein kinase activity; ATP binding.